Molecule: messenger RNA, 1660 nt
Organism: Corylus avellana
Lineage: Eukaryota; Viridiplantae; Streptophyta; Magnoliopsida; Fagales; Betulaceae
Product: glycosyltransferase BC10-like
Cellular component (GO): membrane
Molecular function (GO): glycosyltransferase activity
Source: RefSeq, a predicted model, not a curated record
AGACGAGAUUAUAGUGAAAAGUAGAGAAGAGAGAGACCCAAAGAAACUGCUAUGUUUUUCCUUUAACUCUAUAUUAUAUUCACAGCGGGUUCCAAGCUUGAUAUGGAACAUGAUAUUUGUGAUAUCUCCCCCAUACUCUCGUGAAUCCUAAUGCCUAUCAUCCAUCCAUAACGUUAUUCACACAACUCCUGGCACUUCCCAUGUGCUCUUGCUUCACCUUGCUCGAAUCAAACGGUUCUAGACCCUGCCAACUCUCUUUGGUUUCAUAGCUUAAAAUCAAGUCUCCAGGACUUCAUUUGCAUAAAUGAAGAUAAAGAUCUGCGAGCUUUGCUUGAUUACAGUGUAAGCUAGAAAGAGAUAAAAGAGAUGAAGCAGUGUAAGGUGACUGUGUUUGUAAAAGAACUCUCCAUCCGUAUUAGAAGAGUCAAAGGAAGAAAUUUGCAUGUCACAACCACCAUUUUCUUCGGUUUGUCAGUAGCAUUUUUCGUAAUGGUACUAGGAUGUUUCAUCAACAAUCGUGCUAGAAAAUUCCUAUCCUCUAAUAAUGAGUUUUACUUUCCGCAACUCGCAACAUUUUAUACAAUGUCACCUUCACCUUCAUGUUCUUCUUCAUCUGCUCAUUCCUUGAGAGAUUGGAUAGCUCCCAUGGAGCUAUCACAUUCGAUGAGCGACGAGGAGCUAGCGUGGAGAGCAUCAAUGGUGCCACAUAUGGUAAAUUACCCCUACAAUCGGACGCCAAAGGUGGCAUUCAUGUUCUUAACCAGGGGGAGAUUGCCGUUAGCACUGCUCUGGGAAAAGUUCUUCAAGGGACAUGCUGGGUUCUACUCAAUAUACAUCCAUACUUCCUUAGAACUCAAUAACGAACCACCAGAAUCCUCAGUGUUUUACAAGCGGAGAAUACCAAGCAAGCCAGCAGAAUGGGGACGAGCCACCAUGAUGGAUGCGGAGAGGCGCCUAUUAGCCAAUGCCCUACUUGAUUUCUCGAAUGAGAGAUUUGUGUUACUUUCUGAAACAUGUAUUCCUCUAUUCAACUUCACAACAAUUUACAACUAUCUCAUCAACUCCAACCAAAGUUUUGUAGGCUCAUUCGACGACCCACGGAAAAUGGGUCGUGGUCGUUACAAUAAACGAAUGUGGCCAACCAUAUCAUUGUCCGAUUGGCGUAAAGGCAACCAGUGGUUCGAAGUUCGCCGGAGGUUGGCGGUAGAGAUAGUAUCAGAUGUGAAAUACUACCACAUUUUUGUGAACCAUUGCAAGCCUCCAUGUUACAUGGAUGAGCACUACUUGGCAACCCUUGUGACAAAAACUCACCCGGACAUGAACUCAAACAGGAGCAUCACUUGGGUUGAUUGGUCCAGAGGUGGGUCGCACCCUACAAGGUUUGUGGGGAAGGAUGUGUCCGAAACGUUUCUGAAUCGGGUGAGACAUGGGUUUAAUUGCAGUUAUAAUAAUGGUAACACCACCACAAUUUGCUUCCUUUUCGCGAGGAAGUUUGAAGCAAACACUCUAGAGCCUUUGUUAAGGAUAGCUCCAACACUGCUUGGGUUUAAUCCUUAGGAGACUUGUAUGGCCCAAACAUAACAUUCUCGUUUGAGUAUGUAAUUUUUUUUUGGCUAUUCUUUUUGAAUUGUUUUUAAAAUUGGCAACCCCAGUAUGAAUA